GCGCUGGGCCACGCUGCUCUGACAGUUCAAGUCUCCUGUUGUCCUUCCGGGCAGAAGUGAAACAUGUCGGAGACCGCUCCUCUGGCUCCCGCCGCUCCCGUCCCCGCGGAGAAGACGCCCGCGAAGAAGAAGGCGCGCAAACCCGCCGGCGCCGCCAAGCGCAAGGCGUCUGGGCCGCCCGUGUCCGAGCUCAUCACCAAGGCGGUGGCCGCCUCCAAGGAGCGCAGCGGCGUGUCGCUGGCCGCGCUCAAGAAGGCGCUGGCGGCCGCGGGCUACGACGUGGACAAGAACAACAGCCGCAUCAAGCUGGGCCUCAAGAGCCUGGUGAGCAAGGGCACCCUGCUGCAGACCAAGGGCACCGGCGCCUCGGGCUCCUUCAAGCUCAACAAGAAGGCGGCCUCCGGCGAGGCCAAGCCCAAGGCCAAGAAGGCGGGCGCGGCCAAGGCCAAGAAGGCGGCCGGGGCGGCCAAGAAGACCAAGAAGCCCGCGGGCGCGGCCACCCCCAAGAAGGCCGCCAAGAAGACCCCGAAGAAGGCCAAGAAGCCGGCGGCGGCCGCGGGGGCCAAGAAGGCGGCCAAGAGCCCCAAGAAGGUGAAGGCCGCCAAGCCCAAGAAGGUCGCCAAGAGCCCCGCCAAGGCCAAAGCCGCCAAGCCCAAGGCGGCCAAGCCGCAAGCUGCCAAGGCCAAGGCUACGAAGGCAAAGAAGGUGGCGCCUAAGAAGAAGUGAAGCUACCACGGCGGGUCCUGCUUUGAAAACCUCAAAAGGCUCUUUUCAGAGCCACCCA
Pipistrellus kuhlii (Kuhl's pipistrelle) is the source of this 784-nucleotide messenger RNA. RefSeq names its product histone H1.4-like. The record is from RefSeq and is a predicted model, not a curated record. Gene Ontology annotation, molecular function: DNA binding; structural constituent of chromatin. Gene Ontology annotation, biological process: nucleosome assembly. Lineage: Eukaryota; Metazoa; Chordata; Mammalia; Chiroptera; Vespertilionidae. The transcript has a single exon. Gene Ontology annotation, cellular component: nucleosome. Bases 64 to 726 code for a protein of 220 amino acids.